CUCGGAAAUACUACUUCUCAUAACAAACUAAAUCUUUUUUCACCACACAUCAACCCCUCAAACACAAUCAUCAUGUCCGGAAACUCCAGCGUCGGAACCAGCCAGGUCUACGAGGCCGGCGACCAGCGUAACUACUCGGAGGCCGAGAAGAAGGCCCAGGAGGAGGCCAACAGGUUCCACGAGGGCAAGAAGAACUCGCACAAGGCCAACGACCCCAAGGACGAGCGCUCCAUUGCCAACAGGCUCGAACGCGAGACCAAGCGUGAGGGUGAGGAGGACGACCUUGACAUCGAGGAUGCCCGCCGCAAGCAAGACGCCACACUGCCUGCCCGCGCACACGGCAACGAGCCGUCCAAGGGCGCGAAGCUCGACCAGGAGCUCCGGGAAGAGGAGGAGGCUGAGUUGAAGGCCAAGGGCAAGGCUUAGGUGCUUGAUGUGUUGAUACCCUGUGUAUGAGAAUGGAGGCGCAAAAGCCUACCCUG
Messenger RNA from Dothidotthia symphoricarpi CBS 119687, 482 nucleotides. RefSeq lists its product as uncharacterized. NCBI's taxonomy places the organism in Eukaryota, Fungi, Ascomycota, Dothideomycetes, Pleosporales, Dothidotthiaceae. The coding region runs from base 73 to 426 and encodes 117 amino acids. The transcript is spliced from 2 exons. The record is from RefSeq and is a predicted model, not a curated record.